CGAGUUUCUCAUGGCCCAACCUGCCUGCUCUUGCUGCUGCUACUGACAAUGAUGAAAUUGCUUCUUUGCCAAGUCACCACCGACCAUCUCCUUCCCUUACUUGUCCAGUCAAGCCGCUUGCAGCUAAGCGUCCUCUCCCCAAGAUCAAGCUCCCACGGAUCUUUUCAACCUUUAAACUCUCACUGGAAACUGCAACUCUGAUUUGGUUUAGUCUGGAUUUAUAAACUACAAGCAAGCAGAGCAAUUUCGAAUCAGUAUGGUGAAAACAUUCUUCGGAAACCCAAGUGGAAGACGGAAUAAACUUCCGGUUCAGAGGGCACAACCUCUUUAUGCCGAGCCCACAAUUCCUAAUUCGACAGAGAUGGAAAGGCCUGUUGUUGUUGAAGAAAGAGUAACUAAUAUUGUUGAAGAAGAAGAGAUUCAUAACGAAGAGGUGAUUGCAGAGUUGGAUUCUUCAUCUGUUGAGGGAGAUGAUUGUGAGGUUAUAGUUGAAGAUAGGGCUGGAUAUAAGGAGAAUGAGUUAUUCGAAGUAGAGGUUGGAGAGACUGACUUGUCUUCUCACUUUGAAGCUGCUGCACAAGAAGAUAGAGAUGAUUUGUAUGAUGCUAACGAUGACAGUGGCGAUGAUAUUUGGGACGAUGAUCACAUUCCAGAUCCUUUAUUCAGUGAUGAUCGUGAUGUGGAAGAAGAAGGUAGGCAAUUCAACUACGGGCCUGAUGACAUUCUUGCGCUAGGAAAGACUUUUAACACUGCUGAGGAGUUCAAGUACGCUGUUCUCAAGUACUCUUUGAAGACACAAUAUGAUAUUAAGUUCUACAAGUCUUCAUCUGAUCGACUUGGUGCCCACUGUACACAACAUGUAGAAGAAAAGUGUCCUUGGAGGGUCUAUUGUUCCUUUGAGAGAGGCAGAAACAAGUUAAUGGUGAAAGUGUACAAUGACAGUCAUAUUUGUGUAAGAUCCGGUUACACAAAGCUUUUGAAGAGUGGAACAAUUGGGCAGCUUUUUGAGGAGAGGCUUAGAAUUAAUCCUAAAAUUAAGUCACAGGAGAUGGUGGAUGAGAUAAAGAGCGAGUAUAAUAUGAUUGUCUCACCCGAACAAUGUCAAAGAGCUAAAUCAGUGCUUUCAGCGAGAAGAAAGGCUGGACAUGAAGCUCAUUUUGCUCGGCUUUGGGAUUACCAAGAAGAGGUUCUUAAAUCAAAUGUGGGAUCAACAAUGGAGGUUGAGACAAUCCCAGGACCAGUGCCAGGAAGCAUGCAAAGAUUUUACCGUCUUUAUGUUUGCUUUGAAGCCUUGAAAACUUCUUGGAGGCAGUCAUGUAGGCCGAUCAUUGGAUUAGAUGCUGCUUUUAUGAAAUGGGGUAUAAAAGGGCAAAUGCUAGCUGCAGUUGGCAGAGAUGGGGAUAAUAGAAUAUUUCCUAUUGCAUGGGCUGUGGUUGAAGUGGAGGACAAUCCUAAUUGGCUAUGGUUUGUGCAACUCUUGAAAAAUGAUUUAGGGCUUGAAGAUGGAUCAAACUGUACAAUAAUUUCAGACAAACACAGGGGUAUACUAAAUGCGGUUCAUGAAGAGCUUCCUAAAGCUGAGCAUAGGAUGUGUGCUCGACACGUUCUUGAGAAUUGGAAAAAAGACAAACAAAGACAUAGAGCUUGAGCGUCUUUUCUGGAAAAUAGCAAGGAGCUACACACCAGCAGCUUUUAGGGAUAACUUAGAGGCACUGAAGAAGUAUAAUGUUGGAGCUUAUGAGUCUCUGCAAAGUACUGCUCCAACAACAUGGUCUCGGGCGUUCUUUAAGCUUGGAUCGUUUUGCAAUGACAAUCUAAACAACUUGUCAGAGUCCUUCAAUAGGAGUGUUAGAGAGUCAAGGAGGAAGCCGCUUCUUGAUAUGCUGACAGAGGUUAGGAGAAAGAAUAUGGUCAGGAAUGCAAAGCGGACUUUGUUAACUAAUAGGUGGAAUAAGAGGUUCACACCAAGAGCAGACAAGGAGAUUGAACUUAAUAGGCAGAAAGCUAAGGAUUGCAUCAGGUAUAUGACCACAGGACAUUCACAUGAAAUAGAGUAUCACAGUGUUGCUUACACCGUAAAUAUGGAGGAGAAAACAUGCGGUUGUGGCUAUUGGCAGUUGAAUGGACUACCUUGUAUGCAUGCUAUGUGUGUCAUCACAACAACAAAGCUGAAUCUCAAUAAUUAUGUAUCAGAUUACUACCUCACCUCUACAUGGCGCCAACUAUAUUCUACUGGUAUGAAGCCGGUUCAAGGUAUGAAACUGUGGCCACGCUUAGGUCGGUUACCCAUGCUACCUCCUCCUUCAAGAUUCAAUCGAGGAAGGCCUAAUACACAUGCUAGGAGGAAAGGUCCUCAUGAGUCAGCCACUAAUCCACAUAAGCUUACACGGCAUGGUCGUGUGGGAACAUGCUCAAACUGUCGCAAAGAAGGUCACAACAAGACUAGGUGUCCUAAUCCCACUGCAGCUCCUCCACCUAAGCGUCCAAGAGGUCGUCCAAGGAAAGCACAUAUUGUUUGUCUCGUUUAAAUUCUUUUCUUAUUGUGUUGUCAAUUUUUUCUCGUGUAAAACUUUGAUUGUUUGUUGUAGGGAGAGUCUUCAUCAUUUGGAGCUUCUCAAACUUCUCAACCUUCUCAAGCAUCACAAGGAGGAUUUGGCUUCUCUUCCUAGCUUGUGUUCUUCACAUUUCACUUGAGAUUAUUUUGUUAACUCAGUUUCAUGAAGAAAACGAUUUACUCUGUUUUUAGAUUUUUGGUUUACAGUAUUUAUGUUUGGGUUUGCAUUGUUUCUGGUUUCUACAUGACUUUCGAAACCACAUUAUUGUUUUUUCAGUGGAUUAAUUUUUCUUUGGAUCGUUUUCA
Brassica napus (rape) is the source of this 2860-nucleotide messenger RNA. RefSeq lists its product as uncharacterized. The record is from RefSeq and is a predicted model, not a curated record. Bases 257 to 1648 code for a protein of 463 amino acids. The transcript is spliced from 4 exons. NCBI's taxonomy places the organism in Eukaryota, Viridiplantae, Streptophyta, Magnoliopsida, Brassicales, Brassicaceae.